Messenger RNA from Diversispora eburnea, 534 nucleotides. The record is from the annotation of a GenBank genome assembly. Lineage: Eukaryota; Fungi; Glomeromycota; Glomeromycetes; Diversisporales; Diversisporaceae.
AUGGGAAUCGUACUGGCCAAAUUAUGGCGCAAACUCACUAGCAAAGAGGAAGUUAAAAUCGUGAUUGUUGGAUUAGAUAACGCCGGAAAGACUACAGUUCUAUUAUUAAAUGAAGUAGUUGUAACGACACCUACUAUUGGAAGUAAUGUAGAGGAAAUAAUUUAUAAAAAUAUACACUUUUUAAUGUGGGAUUUAGGAGGACAAGAUUCUUUGCGAACAUCAUGGAAAGCAUAUUAUAUAAAGACAAAGGCAGUUAUCAUGGUUAUUGAUAGCACAGACAAGGAUCGACUUCAUAUAUCAAGAACAGAGUUACAUACAAUGAUGGAAGAUGAGAAUCUUAAAAGUUCAGUUCUACUUGUAUUUGCAAAUAAACAAGAUGUAAAGGGUGCAUUAUCAGCAGUACAAAUUUCAGAGGCAUUGAAUUUAACAAGUAUGAGAGAUAAACAAUGGCAUAUACAGCCAUGUUGUGCUUUAACUGGUGAAGGAUUAUUUGAUGGAUUGGAUUGGAUUGUUAGUCAAAUUGGUACUUCUUGA